Hypoxylon trugodes is the source of this 3988-nucleotide messenger RNA. RefSeq lists its product as uncharacterized. The transcript has 5 exons. The record is from RefSeq and is a predicted model, not a curated record. Lineage: Eukaryota; Fungi; Ascomycota; Sordariomycetes; Xylariales; Hypoxylaceae. The coding region runs from base 326 to 3907 and encodes 1193 amino acids.
ACAAGACAAUUCGAAUUGAGGAGCUGCUGAGAAAGCACCCACAUUCACACUACAUUCACAUACAUAAACAUUAGUAGCUGGUAGAUCUCAAAGCUAUCGGCCGGUGAUGGUGGGCAGCAUAUGCAGAAAAUCCAGGUUAUAUCCAUCUAGCUGUACAAUUGCUCAGCUAAUGCGCUGUAACAACCCCAUGUUACGAGAAUAAUUCCGCAAUCCAUUUCUCUAUAUACCUAGGCCACCAGGCUAGAGCAACUUCGAUCUCAUCUACCAUGACUCGACCGAUUUAUCCAUCGCGGCUGGAAUUGGAUUUGGGAUUAUCACAAGGGCCAUGGCAAUAAUCCAUCAUUGGAAGCGAAAGCUUCAGCGCGGAUGUCAAGAAUGGCUGGCUACGAUCAUAUCCAAUCUUCAGAAAAAUGGUCUCUGGAAGAAAAUAAUCAAGAAUACCGUCUGCACCACAAUUAACUUGAUUAUCGGCCUCAUCCCAGCAGUAGUCGCUGUAUAUGGAAAAUCCACGUAUCUCGGAGCUAUGGCUUCAGUCUUUGGCCAUCCCGGACGGAGGUUUGGUCAAAUGGCUGAAUCCUUAAUGCUCAUCACCCUUGGAACCUUCGUCGGGAUUGCUUGGGGUAUUCUGGGAUUGUAUUUAUCCAGUCUUGUCCGUCAAACCAACAUCCAAGCAUCGUGGGGUAUACGAGCCGUCUUCUUCACUUUAGCGCUACUCCUCCAUGGCCUUCUUCGAUCCUCUGCACCUAGGCUGUUCCUAUUCGUAUUCUUUUUCUUGCUUAUUAACAUCACUAUCUUAACAAGUGCUACCGCUUUCGUAUCAUCUACUCUUGUCACAAAUACAGCAUACCCGAUCCUCACGGCAAUUGGUAUCAUAAUACUUGUGAACAUCACCGUCUUCCCCGAGUUCUCAAGUGGUUUCCUUGGAAGAUCCACCAUAGAAACAUUAUGUGCUACUACCAAUUGCUUUCAAGAGUCCGGGGAUUGGUUCAUGUCCGAUUCUAAACCACCAGAAGGAGGGGAUCCGGAGAAGAACAAAGAGGCCGCGACGGUGUUAAGAACUAAGUUGAUAACAUUGACUGAGAAGAAAACGAAAUUGAGAGCCCAACUGGAUAGUUGUAAGAAUGCCCAGUCGGAAUGCAAUUUCGAGCUUGUGUUCGCAGUUCUUCCUCCGCGGUCAUUGAAACCAGUCAGUAUAUCUCUGAUGUCUCGCCUGGUUCAAAUCGUUAUCUGUCUGAUCAAUGCUUGCGAGAGUAAAUACGCGUUGGCUGGGCACAUAUAUGGAGAGGAAGACCAAGAAACACCGGAGGGAACCGCCCCCGAUAACGAUGAUUCUGACUCUGACUCUGAGUCGGAUUCCGACUCUAGCAGCGAGUCUGAGAGCGACAAGAACGAAAAAUCUGAAAGCAAAGCGAAAAAAUCUCGUCGAAAAUCUAAAUAUGCAAAGAAUCUAGAGCUUGUUAAGCCUAUCCGAGAAAUCGAAUCUGGGGAUAUUGAACUACUUGAACAUAUUCUUUGCCAAAUACGAGAUCCAAUUAAAACCCUUCAAGGCCAUAUACAAGCAGCUGUCCACGUCAUUAUUUCUGCUUUAGCUUAUUGCUAUGAUGUGCCAUCUCUUCCUUCGGGUUCACCAACGCCAAAGGGCAUCACCUUAGAAGAAAUUGAUCUUCGAGUUAACAUGUUCGCAGAAGCAUUGUCGCAAUUUGAUCAGGAUUCCGCAGCUGCUCUCGAACAUGCCGCUUCCAUAGAAUACGGUUCAGAAUCACGGGGGGACAUAAUGCCUAGGAUGGAAACUCACCUGAUUUCAUCCUUCUUAAUUAGCGUGCGACAGGCAGCUGCUCAGAUUAUGGAUAUGUUAAAACAUUCGAGAGCACUCGUUGAACGAAGGCAAGCGCGAAACAAUCAUCGUCGACUCUAUUGGCCAAAAAUUGGCUGGAAGAAGUGGCUAGCCAGCGGUGGUGAGAAUGAUAUCAACGCUCUCCCAGAGAAAGCAAGAAAGGAAGCUAGAGCCGGUUAUGGCCUAAGGGAAGAUCCAGGAGGGAAAGAAGAUGAUACAGAUGACAGCAAUGAACAACUCUUGGGACGUACUAAAGAUGAAGAAACCGGCCACGGUAUAACAAGACAACCCACGUUCGCCGAGAAAGGCAGCAUUCCAAAACGGAAAGGCCCCCAGAAAUCCGAAACCAGCUAUAUUCCGUGGCUACGGGGAUUGGCUGCUGAUGCGGUCGAGUUUUUCGCUGAUUCGGACGAUCUCGCAUUCGCCCUGAAAAUGUGUGUUGCUGCUUAUCUGAUUACAUGGCCGGCAUUUGUUCUGGAAUAUAAUGCAUGGUACAAUUCGGUUCGUGGAUCUUGGGCAUCCCUACAAUUAGUUCUUGUCUUCGAAGUCUCGGUUGGGACUUCGUUUAUGGGAUUCUUCCUUAGGGUAAUUGGUGUGAUAUUCGGCUGCACCGUUGGCUUUAUCGCCUUCGAGAUAGGACAAGGUAAUCGCGUUGUCGCUAUAAUCAUUCUUGUGAUUGGCAUCAUACCCUCUUCGUACAUCCACCUCGGUACACCGUACGUUAAAACAGGUAUUAUCUCCUUGGUCAGUAUGUCUGUGGUUGGAUUAGCAACAAUCCUGAAACCAGUUGCUGGAGAACUGGAGUGGCAGGUUUAUGUCAAACGAAUGGUAUGUUUCCUCAUUGGUGGAACAGUAGCACUCUUAGUUGAGAUGUGUCUAUUCCCCGUUCGGGCUCGGGAUAGACUUGUCGAAUCUCUAGCUUCGAGUAUCCACCAGAUAUCGCGAAUGGAAGGGUCAGUGGCCGUGGGUAUCGACUCGCCGCGAAACAUCGAUAUUAGAUCCUACGCGUUCAACGAGAACUUCAAGGAUGCCAAGGAAAAGGCAGAACAAGCCCUUUCUGCAGCGCGAACAUUUCUACCAUUUUGCCUGACGGAACCGAGGAUUAAAGGCAGCUUCAAUGGACAAGCAUUGAUAUAUGGCGAAAUGAUUUACGUGUUGUUUCAAAUCAUUGAUCGCAUGGAUAAUAUGCUGCAUCUUCGCAGAGCUUAUGGAAGCAGCGUUCUCGAAGAACUUAAUGCCGAUGUUCUACCUUACCGUCGCAAUGUAGCGGCUAGCAUGAUGCUCACCCUCUUCGCCGUCAGCGAGGCUUUAACAACACGAUUACCUCUUCCUCAGUUCCUACCAUCUAGUAGGGUAGCGCAAUUGCGAUAUAUUAGCCGAGUUCGUGAAAUCCUACUUGAUCGCGCGGCCAAAUCCGUGUAUGAAACAGGGACUCAAACCCCCACUACUACGAACGGGGAUUCUGUGUCGCUCCACCCACAUGUUUUGAAGUCCAUGACUCGCCAAAGCUUCCUUUCUUGGAAUGCUAGUUCUGCGGGAAUGAUGGAAAUCAUCGAGUAUCUAGAAGAGCUCGUCGAUCUUGCAAAGUUAUUGGUCGGCGUCAACGCGUUCCGUAGCGGAAUGUUAGAGCGCCCUAAGUUUCACGAAUACGUCCGCAAGAUUAAGGAGCGCGAAUCAGAUCGAAGCACUGCAGCAGCGGCCGCUGCAGAAGCCGAACAGCAAGAGGUACAAAAUAUUAAAAGUAAAUCGGGAGGCAGCUUUAUUCGUAGGCGGCGAGGAUUUACACUCGGCAAAACGCCAUCUAAAGGCACUACGGGGACGGCUGCUGCUGUGGGUCUUGGGGACGUACCUAGGUUGAGACGCCGAUCGACGGGCCUAUGGGAUGGUGGGGAUACCGCGGUGGAUAAUGGCGACGAUGUGGUGGCUGAGGAUCUACCAAUGAGCCUACGUCGGGUAAUGACCAAACGAAUGGAGGGUAGGCGGUGCGAUAAGACGACUAGAGAGAGAAGGAACACGGACGAUCCUAAAGGCAAGAGGCCUUUAAUUAAGCCAUCGCAGACUUGGGCUUUGUAGCUUGGGUAAGCAACUUGCAUAUGUGGCUGCGAUGACGGUUUGGAAAAGACCGGUCGCGGGAGAUAAACCCUCCUUAUUUUA